Messenger RNA from Panthera uncia (snow leopard), 3341 nucleotides. RefSeq names its product leucine rich repeat containing 63 (gene LRRC63). Lineage: Eukaryota; Metazoa; Chordata; Mammalia; Carnivora; Felidae. The record is from RefSeq and is a predicted model, not a curated record. The transcript is spliced from 9 exons. Gene Ontology annotation, molecular function: protein binding. Bases 1095 to 2879 code for a protein of 594 amino acids.
CCGGUUGCUAGGGCCGGUGCCCUUGGCCUCAGGCCAGGCCUUGCGGCGGGGGUGGGGGUCGAGGGUAGUUAAUCUAGGUGCUUUCCCGGCGGACUGCUUCUCGCGGGAGACUGCUUUGACCUUUACCUCGCUGCCUCAAUUCCGAGGAAAAGAUGAAAGAGGAAAAGCCGGUCGUUUUGAGAAGCAGCUGAUUGCCUUGAAGGAUAGUGUAGGGGUCCAGCGCAUCUUCUCCAAUAAUACGGAAGGAAAAUUACCGGCAUCAAGGGGGACGUACUAACAGGGACCAUACCUUGAGCGCUUGUGUGCAAAGUUAUCUUUGGGGGAUAAAACGGCCCAUUUAUGCAGCUCCAGAGCAUUCCCUUCCCAACUGUCAACGGAAUCCUGAUGUGCCAGGCGCUUUGAUGUUGCCUUGAGAACUUAGCGCAUGUUUUGAGCUUCUGGCAUUAUUUCUAAAUUGUACCAAUUGGAACAGAGAUCCUGGAAAAUCUGAUUAUAUUGAAGACCAUCUUAGUUUUGGGUUAAAGAGUAUGACCCAACUAGUCGUGGUUGAAACUUAAAACAAGUCCUUUUGCAGAAAGAAACCAAGUUACCUGUGAACUGUAAACAGAUAUUUCGAGUCUUAAGAGGCUAUCAUGGAGGGAUUUCCUUAAUCUUUUUGACCAAAUCUUUUCCCAAAUAUGUAAAGCAAUAACAGUUUGAAGGUAGAGGUGAAAAAAUGAGUGUUAUUUUUACUGUUCGGGAAAAUCAGUAUCUACUAAAUGAUCUAGCAUGGGCAGAUUGAACAUUUUGCUAAUAGGAGAAAUUUUAGAAUGAUCCUGAUUGGUAAUAGUGUAUAUAUUUUAAAAUUGUGUUCGUCAUAAACCUAAAUUUUAUCUAGAGUCUUUCUAGAAGUUUUAAAGAAUUUUUUUUUCCUUAUCCUCUUUUUCUUUUAUAGGAAUUCUGCUUGGACUCAGCACAGUAUUAGCAAAGAAUGAUUUUCACUAAAAUGUAGAUUCUAAUGAAUUACUUUUCAGCAACAAUUCAAACAUAUUGAAAACCUUUUCAAUUCCCGAUUAACCAAUAGCUGUGAAAAACAGUGUUCAUUGUUAGUUAAAAUGCAAAACCACCCACAACUACUUCGAAGACCUUUACCUCCAAAACUCCCUAAGCUGCCUUUACCUAAGAAGAGAGUCUAUGCAGCCAAGACUGGUAAAGCUAAGCCAAAACGUGUGACGUUCACUCCAGACGAAACCACUUCAACUGAAAGAAAGAAAACUAGUUUUCUUGAUGUUUCAAGAGAUCGAUCACAAACCCCUAUCAGUAUCCAAAAUCUCUCUCUUGAUCAUCAUGUACAAGAAAGAGUGACGACUAUUUCAAUACCAAGAAAAUAUUUUAACAGGGUCUAUUGGCACAUUCCAGAGACUGCUACCGGUUGCAUAUUUUUUCCAAGCUGUCAUUCAGCCUCAAGUCGAGUUUUUGGGAAAGAAACAAGCCAAACGGAAACUUCAAGAAAAUCAAAACGAGAAGUGUCAAGAAGAAAAAAUAUUUAUGUUGAUAACAUGUUCAAAGACAUUCUGAUUCUCUCCUCAGAGUUCUCCAGACCUGCAAGUGCACCUUCCCCAGUUAUUACUCCCAAACCCAAGGAAGUUCUCUCUGAGUAUCCACCUUUAUCAAAGAAUAAAACCUUUAUUUUUAAGCAGGCUCUGAUAGAUUUAAGUGAAACAGGGCCAAGCCCUCCACCAAGAAGUGUGCCUGUUAAAGCAGAAAGACAGUGGUCUGAACGUUUAAAGCAAAAUACUGCGGUGGUACUAACUAUUAGUAAUUUUCCAGGUCCCAUCGCCCUACCAACACCAGUUUUGCCAAGAAAACCUCGAAGACAGUCUUUGUUAGAAACUCAAGUAACAGAAUCCGACAAUGUGGAAAGCACGUCAAGGCAAAGUGUGUCAAACCUGACAGAAGGUAUCAUUAACAUUAAACCUAUAAAAAGAGAGGAGUCACAUGUGAUACGGGGUGAAGGUUUUAAGACUAUUAAUGCAACACGAUAUGAAACAAUAAUAGCCAUGACCAACCUAGCCAUAAUUAACUGUCAAAUACAUGGAAGAAAUGCACUUAAUCUUAAGGGUUUUUUUAUUAUGAAUUGUCCAGACUUAACACCGUUGGCUUCCCAAUUGAUAUAUCUUAACUUAUCCUUUAAUGAGAUCAGUUAUUUUCCCACAGAAAUAUUUUCUCUUAAAAAUUUACAACUACUAUUCCUGAGGAAUAAUCCUAUCAAAGAAAUCCCUUCUGAAAUUCAACAGCUUAAGUUCCUUAGAGUUUUCAGCAUUGCCUUUAAUUUGAUCACUACCCUUCCACCUGGGUUAUUUUCUUUGGCCCAUCUUGAGGAACUUGAUAUCUCCUACAAUAGUAUUGCUUCUAUCCCAAACAAAAUCCAGAAACUCAGAUUACUUGAAAAUCUGAAUGUUAACGGGACUGAUCUGACUACUUUUCCACCUGCGAUUUUGAAGCUUAACCUGAAAAAACUCCAGUUUGAGAACACUUUCACGCAUCCUACUCUUUGGAAAGAGAAUUCUUUAAAUAGCCCCCCGUGUCUGACUCAUCUUACUUCCUUGUUCUUCUUAAAAAGUAAUCUAGACAAAUAUUACGAUGAGAUCCCAGUGGAAAUUCAAGAGCUGCUAAAAUGCCCGUCUAGAUGUGAAUGGUGUCACGGUCCCAAGUUUGGUGAAGGUUUUCGAGUCAUCCGAUCCUGUGAUAUUUUUGGAGCAACACAGCUUCCUGUUUUGUACCAUGUCUGUUCUUCCUACUGCUACAGAAAAGUAAAGGAAAGCAGUUUUAUUUUAAAGAAUGAUCCCAGUAAAAGAAGAGCUCUAAAUUCUGAGUUGAUAAGUCAUACAAUGAUUUAGGAGUCCCACUUUAAAAGCCAUUAAAGUCUGUGUAUAUGGUAAUUCCUGUCUUUGAGAGUACAGGUUCUGUCUUCUGUGACGCCUCUUUGUAACCCCAGCUCCUUAAGGAACUUUGUGAUUGUGAGGGAAUUGUUGCAGAAUAAUUACUUUAGGAAGAUUAGUAAAGGUCUUUGGAUUUCAGUGAGGAUCUAGAAAAUUUCUUUUAUUGCAUGUUGGGCGUAAAAUGAGAACUGACAGAGUCCUUCGCAAAAAAACACAAUUUAUCUUACAACUGGCUUUUUUGGGCAUCCAUUCCAAGUGAUAAGAUAGCAUUUCAAAGUCAACCAGUGGCAUUUGUGCCUCCUAUGGGUUCAAAGUCACGUACCCAAGUUCUCUAUGUGAAUUCUGUUCGUGAAUUUUUGUGGAAAUCUGCCCAGUGCCAACCAUCUCCAUUGUGGAUUGUUUUCAGUAAUAAAAGAUUUA